AUGUUUUGCUUCUGUGGCAGACGGGGUACUAAAGAUGACGAGGACUCGCUAAUCUUGGACGUGGAACAGAUCCUUCAGGAUCAUGUCUGGGAGCUCUUCCUGCAGCGACAGAGCAGAAUACAGCGGCUUUGUCUGCGACGCACCGACUUCCACGUCAAUGUUCCCAUGAACUUCUUUCACUUUGAGACCUUGAAACAGAAAGUAAACCCCAGGUACAGACCAGAAACUGGGGAGGAUGGACAUAUUUUGGACCAGAAAACACGAGAAGAGAAUACUACUGCCAGUGAAAAAGCUCCCCGCAGUAAAUUCGGGAAAGAAAGAUCUAGUAACUCGAACAUCGUUGAAAUCGCAACAGAUUUUGUAAACGAUACAGAUCGAGAACAAACAUAUAAAUUUCGACUUGAGAAAACCAGAAAGGCAGUUCUAAACGUGAGCUAUCAGAGAGGUUUCACUGUCGGUGGCAGAGCUCGAUUUUCGGUUGGGCUUCCCAAAUUAGUAUCAGACAGCCAAAGCAGUGUAGAAACUGAUAUGAUAAUUAAUGUGACCAAACAGGAAGGGGAAAAUGUCGAAGAAACCGUUGUCUUGGAAACUACAAGCGACAUUAAGGUCAAGGAGAGGUCUAAAUAUAUCGCUAAGGUAGUUUUAGCGGAAGUGAAAGUGAGCUACGAUUUCGCCGUUUGGUGUCGGAUCAGCAUGCCGAAGAAAGAUGGCGAAGUAGUCUUUAACUGUACAUUGAAACGUUUAGAUAAAAUAUUUGACCGCUUUAAAAAUCAAAUAAAAAUUACUACAGCGCCCAGUAACUUGCAGACAGAAAACUACGUCGUUGACAUUAAAAAUACAGGCAUAAUAGAAGGCGUUCGACUGUCUGAUCAACGUAUCAUCUUAGAAUCGACAGACCUGCACAAAUCAUCGAAUGUGAACGAUAAAUUAAGCUCCGAAAAAAUGGUGAUAAACAUUGAUUACGUUCCACAGCUUUCAACAGCUCCUUACCCUCACAUUGGCUCCUCUCUCCAGAGGCCGCGGAGUAUUGAAGGUCCCAUCAUUGAAGAGGCAGCGGAGGACGACGAAGACUGCAGUCGUAGCCUGACUAGUUUGCCUACACUGAGGAACCCACCAAGAACUCCCACAAACCGCCCUCCAUCGAUGGGUAUGAUUCCAACAGUGAUCGCGGCUUCUCCCAGUUCUGUAGGGUCGAGCCCUCUAUCUGAGAAAUCAGGGAGCGAUGUUUCCGUUUCUAAAACAACAACCACUGUCUAA
Molecule: messenger RNA, 1257 nt
Organism: Candidula unifasciata
Lineage: Eukaryota; Metazoa; Mollusca; Gastropoda; Stylommatophora; Geomitridae
Source: the annotation of a GenBank genome assembly